UCCGUUUAAAGCCUUCAUGGUAGUUGUUCUGUGUCUUGUAUGCUGUUACAGCUUAGUAUUCGCUUGCAAAAGUGUAGUAAUCGGCUUGAAUGAGCAACCUUAACUUGAUGGCAUUUUCUUUCUUUCGAUUCUUACAUGAUAUACUUGUAGUGUUUUUUGGUUUGGUAAAAAAAGUGGUCCUCGUUUUGCACUAUUUUUUUCCCCUUCCUUUUUGUUUGCUCGGUGAAGAAUUUGGACUUGCAAAACAUGCCUCGGGUUGAAACUUAAGAGUCGAGACUUGUCUGUAUUGAUGUAAACUUGAGAUGUUUCAUGGCACAAGUUACGGGGACCAAUAUAUUUUAAAAGAUAGGUUUGUUUGGUGCACUCUUUCUCUCAUUGGUUUUCUCUCUCCCUUUUCGAGUUCAAUAGAUUCACCCUAUUUGACUUGAAGGACUUGUCAUCCGCAUGGGCCCAGAUUGAGAUUCUACUGUUUUUCUUACCAUGGAAAUUCUUGUUCAUCAAUUGGAUUCAUUUGGAAUUUCUGUCUCUGCCUACUAGGAUAGUGUGAUUUUUGCAUUAGUUUGUUUGGUGUAGACUCCUUUACCACUGCAAGCUAAGAGCUUCGAUGAAUUGAAGCAGAAGCUUAUGUACACCACCAUUGAAUUAGAUUCACUGAAAGUUGAAGCAAAUGAAGGACUGAGGAAGCACAAGGAGGAUGUUAAGCAAUUAAUUAAUCUCCUAAAGAUUGCUUACCAAGAAAGAGACGAGGCCAAAGGUCAACUGCAAAAACUGCUCAACAAACUCAUGCUUUUCAGUACUUCUGAAUUACUGCCCAUUCUUCCUCAAGCACAACCGGAAAGCGCCCUUGUGAUUCCUGCUAAAGCAAAUUCCAGUAUAACUGAAUCCAACAGUCUAUCUGAUACGUAUAAUCAUCAAUCACAUGGCUCCUCCCCUGUGGAGUCCUUAUUUGAUGCAGUUACUUCACCAGAUUUCUCCAGCAUUAACAUGGCAGAAUCAAGUCACAUGGGGUUUGUGAAUAAGGCCUUGGUUCAAGAAUAUGACGGCUCUAUAUCAACUGGUUUAGUGGCUUCAGCGAUGGCCAAGAUUGAUCCUGCUGAUAUUGUAAUUGAUAAUUUUGUCAAAGGAAAAGUCUUACCACAGAGCGGAAAACUGUUGCAGGCUGUGAUGGAGACUGGUCCUCUUCUUCAAACACUUCUUCUUGCAGGUCCACUUCCGCGGUGGAGAAAUCCGCCUCCGCUGCAGCAGUUCAAGAUUCCUGUUUCUUUUAACGGUUUUGAAACUCCAAAGCUCACAGCAAAUUCAAGCUGCCUUGCUCAACAACCAUUUCCUUCCCCGUCAAAUAUUGGGUUGUCUCGUGGAUCUUCUCAAAUGUGUUCAGCUUCCAUGUUAGAUUUUGCUGCUUGUGCUUCUGGCUCAGGUAUAGGCAAUGGAUGUUUGUUAAGUUCUCGUGAUAUGCAUCAAAUUCCAGCUAGGAAGCGGCAAAGAUUUCAAUGAGAAUGUGGCACUUGGUUCCUUUUUUUUUUUUUGUAAAAUCAAAUUUCAGUGGUUAAGGGUGUAAAGGAGAUGUUUUGUUUUCAGCGCUUGAGUGAUAUAACUAGUUAGCUUGGCUUAUUUUCCUUUCUGUACAUGAAAUAUUACAUUUUCCUAAUAGAAUAGGUUUUCAAAACAGUUUCAUUUUACUAUGCCCUGAAUACAUUAGCAUGAGAAAACAUCAUAGGAUUUUGAUCCUAUUGUGUUUGGCCUUCAGGAUCAGAGUAAUGAU
Populus euphratica (Euphrates poplar) is the source of this 1762-nucleotide messenger RNA. RefSeq lists its product as uncharacterized. The record is from RefSeq and is a predicted model, not a curated record. Lineage: Eukaryota; Viridiplantae; Streptophyta; Magnoliopsida; Malpighiales; Salicaceae. Bases 625 to 1494 code for a protein of 289 amino acids. The transcript is spliced from 2 exons.